Molecule: messenger RNA, 1728 nt
Organism: Knipowitschia caucasica
Lineage: Eukaryota; Metazoa; Chordata; Actinopteri; Gobiiformes; Gobiidae
Source: the annotation of a GenBank genome assembly
AUGUCUACGGCUACCACCCCCGCCAAAGGGUCGGAUCCGAAGCCGAAGGAGGCUGCAUCCCGCUCAUGCCCUGCGUCAUGCGGGUCUGCCAUCUCAGGCAGGGACCCUCACCCAGUGUGCAUAACCUGCAUGGGCGCUAAACACGCUCAGGCAGCGCUCGCUGACCGCGAGUCCUGCGGGUAUUGCUCAUCUAUGCCUGAGAAAAUAUUGGAGAGAAGGCUCAGAGUUGCGGUGGCUCAUCCCCAGGACCCGUUGCUGGCGGGGACCACCGAUAAACCCACAGCUGUCACUCAACAGCCCCGUAAGACUGAACUAUGGUCAGAUAUGCUGAAUGACGAUGACGCUGAUAUGCCGCCAUUAUUCGAGGACCUGCUCGAAGUGGACCCAGGCGACGAGGGCGCAGACGGCAAUGAUGCCGCUUCUGACUUCCUCGAGGCUGUGGAUAUGGAUGAUGUGGAGGAGGACUCUACAUUCCCAGCGGCCCAGUCCCGACCCUCCAGCGCAUCUGAGGCUGCGACUCCCGUCGAUAGCAGCCUAUAUGAUGUGUGCAAGCGCGCUGCCGCCAAGCUUAACAUAACCUGGCCAGCCGCUGUAGAUGCGGAGGAUGGAGAAAGGGAUUUAUAUGACGGUAAACGGCUCCCGCCAGCGCAUCCACCUCCGAAGCAACUUCUCCCUGCUUUCAGCGCGUGCAUGAGAGAGGUGGGAAGGUUUUGGAAUAACCCACUUAGGAGCAAGCUUCCUGUACAGGGCUAUUCAAAGCUGGAGAUCCAUGGGAUGAAGGAGCUGGGGUUGGCCGAACCCCCAGCGGUGGAGCCUUCAGUGGAGAGUUACAUCCUCCAUUCUGCAACGCAUGAAAUGGGACAACAGCUGGACUCUGGGUCUCCUAACCCGGUCCUCUGGGAGGAAAUCUGCGUGGUAAAUGACCUCAUCCUACGCUCUACUCGUGGAGCUGUCCAGGGCUGCGGCCAUGUCAUGGGACUGGCCGUAGCGGGUGAGAGGGGUCUAUGGCUCAACCACUCAGGUCUGACAGACGCUCAGAAGGCUGAAGUUAUGGACACUGCUUAUGACCCUACCAAAGGAAACGACCUCCUCGUCCAGCGCAGCCCCAGAGAGCGGGCCCCUCUGGACAGACAGGCCCCAGGGUUCCCAGGGCGGGCCCUGGGCCGCAGAGGGGGGCAACCCAGCACCCUGGCCAGCAUUCCAACCAGCAUUCUGGCCAGCAGCAACGGCCAGGCAACUCCAGACCAUGGGGAAAACACUCCUAUGCUGCGGCUGCAGCAAAAAAACGCUCUUCUCAGCCCGGGGAGAGCAAAAAGAAGCGCAAUUCCUAGCAAUCAAGCUUCUUCACCUGUUCCCCCUCUGAAAAGGAGGAGAAUGGACCCUGCGUUGCGCUUGUGUCCCAAACGUCACCUUCACCGCAGAGUGAAGGUGGAUUCCCAGUGUGUUAUUGCACUACGUCCGUGGCGGGAGGCUCAUCAUGCUCUUUCAGCCGGAGUCCCGCUGGGCGCCGUGUCGUCAAGGGUUACCCUGACAACCGACGCUUCCCUGUCAGGGUGGGGGGCCACUCUGUCGGGUCGGACGCUCUACAGCUCGGUGGAGUUUGGACGGAGGUGGCAGAUCGUGCAUGAGCGAGUGGCCCCCAAUCGUUUCUACUGGUCCAAAAUGGGUUUGGACAAAGAGGCCGGCCUAAUUCACCUGGAAACCAGCAUCUCGGAAGGACGUGAGUAA